AUGUACGCGCCAUUCGAAGAGCAGCGGAGCGACGGGCAAAGAGUAUUAUUCUCUGAGGACUUUAAACGGCUCUGCUGGCCUCUCAGCGGCACGUUCCCAACCGCGCUGUCUGUUAUGAAGACCAUGCGUGGUGCCUUGCAAGAGAUGGAGCCCCUGCAGCGCGGAAAUGGAACAUGGCAUGAAAUUGCGUUUCUACCGCUGACGCAACCGAAGGUCUCGUCUAUCAAUGCUUACGUUCCCAUGUUGGAUGAGUAUGAAGGGAACUGGGUAGCGUGGCAUAGGGACCACGAGGAAGCCGAGUAUGUGGCAAAUUGGAACUUGGAUGACCAUACGCGGCCGUAUGGCAAGCAAGAAGAAGAUUGCACCUCGGAAACGGAUUCAUUUAUAGGUUAUAUCGCGAGCUGCUGUGGCCAGAACAGACCGGAGUAUAAAGCCCGUCUGACAGUGCAGGUAAAGCCGGCCGCUGGCAAGGAAUUCGUUACGAUACAUGACUACCUGUCUGUGGUGCAUCCGUGGAUGAUGAGUCUCCGCGAGGAUAUUAUACAAGCUAUGACUGUUAGGGGAGACGGAACGGACAUAGCACUUGAGUCCGCGCGCGCUAUGGACUGGAAGAUUUCCAUGAGGCUAGAAGGAGGUUGCUCCUGGCGGCAGGCACGUCGAGGGAUUUAA
Akanthomyces muscarius is the source of this 669-nucleotide messenger RNA. RefSeq lists its product as uncharacterized. The record is from RefSeq and is a predicted model, not a curated record. Lineage: Eukaryota; Fungi; Ascomycota; Sordariomycetes; Hypocreales; Cordycipitaceae. The transcript is spliced from 3 exons. The coding region runs from base 1 to 669 and encodes 222 amino acids.